AGAGCAGCAGUAUGGCCGACCAGAGCAGGCAAAUUAAACUCGCUGCAGCUAAGAAAAAGGUAAAGUAUUUUACUACUUGCCCAUGUGAUCAUUAGAAGUGCUGGUCAUUUCUCCUAUCUGCGGCUUUAUGUUGCCGGUGUUUUCUUCAGUGCAUCUUAAUUUGUUCACGGAACAGGGGUGUUGUCAUUACACGUCGUCCGACCUCUGCGCUACCGCUUGUCCCGUCUCCUUCGCUCAUUUGGCCGCUUCGGUGCGCAGGAUAGGCCGGUGCUUCUUCUGGGCCUUUAUUGAUAGCAUUAACUUUCCCAGAUUAUGUGGACUAUUUUUAGUCAUAUGAGGCAUUUACAGCACCCCAAGACAAUACCUUAGUCAGCAAUAAAUCUCACUUUCUUUAUUCGCCAUUUAGUUUUAUUUGUCUCGCUAACUGACGUUAAAUAUCACAUUAGCAAACCAUAACGUGCUAACUGAGGCAAGUUAACGUUAGCGGGCUUGCUAACUAAUGAAUAGUUGUCUGUGAGUGAAUGUCAGGAAUGCCAUACACCACUCCGACAGCUUUCUUCCUUAUCUGCAGGAUGUUUCAAUGAAUUGAGAGAAAAAAGCUAGCAGACAUAAAGGAAAGCAGUCAUUUGGCUAACAUUAUAGCUCUGUUAGCUUGACAGAAUGACGGGGACUGUUUUGACAGCUGACACCCCUCUUCUCUGUUCCUGUCCUGCUGUGGGGUUUGGCUUGGUGUGUUGUCAAGUAAGCCUGAAAGAUGGCCUUAUCAGCUGUGAAAUGUUAGCUUCAGGGAAAUGUCUCGUCAGCAUGUCGUUGUAACUGCCUACAGUAUUCUUGUGUCUGACAUUUUAACAUAGUGUAUAAGCUGCAAUUCAUUUUAAGUGUUAAAAUUGUUAAAUGCACCUCCGUGGUUUCCGUUGUCCCAGCCAAAAUAAACACAUCACAUAUUCCCAGGUAAUCAUAGUUUGCUGCUAACGCUCAACAACUUCAUCUUGUUUGGUUUAGAGGUGUCAGCCACUGAACAAGCAAGUCAAAGCUGCAAUAACUACUCGCAGAGGUGGCCUGAUACUAUUGAAUCAUUAUUGAUCAAUAGCAGGCUUCAUCGGAAUGAGACAUUGCAAUAUCUGCCAAUUUGUAUCAAUACAUGCUGCGGAUAUAGUGAUCCAUUAAUUAUGCACAUACUAUGGUAGGUUAUACAAGCAAACAACAAGGUUAAAAAAACAAUCUCAGCUGGGUUGAACUAUUUCAGAGUGUUGGAAACAGACAGCCGAAUAACUUAUUACACUACUUGUGAAGGACAGGAAAGUAGGAAUGGGAAUCGAAAACAGGUUCCAAAUGGUGUAAUCCAUCGACAUCGUUUACAUUUCAUCUUAACGAUUCCUUUCUUACGGGUGCCUUGAAAAUUGGUCUCGCGAGAGCUAGUCUAAGCGAAAGAGAACAGAGGCUGUGUCUGAAAUGAAUCAUUCAAUCCCUAUCCCCAAUAUGGGGUUUCACCAUAUAGCUGACUAUGUAGUGAGCUCAAUUACCGGAGGUUUCAGACACUACAUGGCAUGACGCAAUGCAUGAUGGGAUGCCCACCACCUGUGAGUGACCAUUGGCUGGUCACUACAUUUUGCAAUGCUCUAUGGGAAAUUUUGUAUCACCUAUAUGGGUCAUUGGAAUUGAUCACUCAGGUUUUAAACACCCCUCAAAAUGGCGCAAACCCCCAUAUAGUCGCCUAUAUAGGGGUUAGGGAUCCAUUUCGGACACAGCCAGAGUCUUUGAGGGAAAAAAACAUGGCGGAUGGUACAAGCGAGGUGUAGUGGGUUUUGUAUGGAAGUUUUUAGUUUGUGUAGUGUGGACUAACUGAGUUAGAAGCGCAUAAAAAACACUUAACCCACCCUGAAAUACCCCUCAAAAUAUUGUGCGCGACUCUGCCCCACGUAGUUGUGUCCUCUUUUUGGGGUCUAAGACUAUGGUCACCUUGAUUUGACUUAAUACCGACCAAAGCAAAUGCUGUACAAAUAGUUUGCCGUUUGCUUAUUUUUAGACUCUCACUAAAGGUGGCAUACUUCUUUUACUGUUAUCAGAGACUCAAUAAAAUUUUGAGUUAAGGGUGAAAACCUAUAGUCUACUUUUUUCGAAUCAAAGAAAGGCAUUGAUAAAGGAAUCGUUAAAGAAUUGAAUCGAUAUUGGCAUCGAUAUUUAUAAAAUCUUAUCAAUUCCCAUCCUUACAGGAAAGGUAGGGGAACAAAAUGACACCCCUUUAACACAACUUAUUUAACUGUGCAUCUCAUGAACCUUCAUAUUUAACAGCUUUAUAAGAAUACAUUCAUCAUCUGUAGUGAUUUACAUGUUUUUUUUUAUCAAGUUGUCCACAUAUUUCUUCAUUUGAAUUUUUGUAUUUGAAGAAUCUUGUGUUUCAACAGAGACAGGAAGCACCUCAUUCAGGAUUCAUUUUAAAACCUAAUCUAGAACAAUUCACAAGCUCUCUUUUUGCCGAAAUGGAUCUAGUCCAUUGAAAUUACAAUUACAAUCAAGCAAAAGACAGUUACAAAAAGCCCAGAGGAAGCAUCUGAAAUGAUACCUUUGUUAUAAGAGAAGAGACGAAAAAAAGUACACCAUUUAGCCCUAACUUUAUCGUUUAAAAAAACAUAAAAAUGUCAAAAUAAUAGGAACCCUUAUCUGUGUAAUGCAGUCUAGCACUACAAAUUCAACAAUUAUCACUUGUCUGUCUACGUUAACAAAUAUUAGCUUCAUAAAAGUACAAUUUGUGACGGAGUUGUCGGGAAGGAAACAUGAGAGGAAUGUGGCGUCAGAUAAAGAUCAUCUGUGUACUUUCUUACAUCAUUUGUUCCCUUUUACAUGUGCUACACAGCUGAAAGAGUUUCAGCAGAAGAGUUCCCCUGCUAGUGUGGGAGGAGAAAAGGGAGGGGGAGGAGGAGGUGGCGGAGCAGGGGCCAAGAAGAAGAGAAAGGUGAAGGGGCCGAAUCAAAAUGAUGCAUCGUCAACAGACAGAAACUCUCCUGUCAACGUAAGUCAGUCCCACAUUUCUUUACCCACGUCAUGCCACUCUUGUUUUAUAAACUAAUAACCUUUCUUCUUGUGCUUUAUGCUUUCUAAAAAACCUAAUGUGACCCUGUAAAUUAAGUUUGAACACUUCCUGCUUUAUGCGCUAUUGUUUGUUUGUCUUCUGAGUCAAAACAAAAAUUCCCAGGUCUGUGUAUGUACAUGUAAAGCAUCAAGAAUACAAUCUGCAGCCCUGCGUUCAACAGAUUCCUUUCAGCAGGAAUAGUUUUGUUGUGAUUGGAAGCUGGCAGAGCAGCAUAAACCUGUUCAAAGAGAUCCACAUGCUUUAUAUAUAAGGUUUCAUUUUGUUCGUUUGACCUUUUGGAGUGAGCCAGCUCAGCUACUUUUCACAAAUAUUUGCUGGCGGUAAUUUAAUACAGCCGAAUGAUAAUAAAGCUUGCAAACACUAUCCUCCUUUUUUUGUGAAAGUCAGUGGCCUCGUUAAUUUUUGAGAUAGUUCUGACCUUUUGACUAUAAAAGUGACAACGAUUAUGCCUAAAGAUAUAGUGCAGGACAAAGAGAGGUAGCUUGUUUAGUUGAGUGAAUUUUUUUAGCGGUUCGUUCAGUCAAAGUUUGUCAAGUCUGCAACAGUGUUGGUUAUAAACUUGUAUGUUUUGUCAGAUUAUCUGUUUUAACUGAUAAUCUGUUGGGCAUAUUUGCUCGUCAAAUCAGCCUUACACUUUGAGCCCUUUUUAAAGCGUACAUCAUAACAACAUGUGGAAUGCAGUAGCAGUAGCCUUUUUUGUGGUUUUAUCUCUGUUGUUUGUGCAUUUUUGCUCCUCUGGUUGAAGGAACAGAAUUUGGACAGAUGCACACGAUCUGAUCCUUAUCGGACAGUCAUUUCCACAUCUGACUUGUAAUAUUGUCAAAGUCAUAGUCAUAUAAAAAGUGAAUCACUGUGAGAUGUAGCAAGUAUAGAUUAGGCAGGUUUGAGUCAUAUCUUACACUGAUGUGGUCAUCACUGCUAAACCAUUUGAAUAGCAAACACCUGCUUCUUAUGCGGCCUGUUUCUAAAAGCUCGAACAGGCAAAUGGAGAGUGUCAGUGAGGGCACAUAGUGAGACAUGUGACUCUGGCUCACAGCUCCGAACAGAGGGCCGGACUCUCAGGUCAGUUUUCCACAGGCAGUGUGGGCCAGUGGAUUUCUGAGCCUGAUAGGAACCCGAGCUGUCCGAGUUUGAGAGCUUGUAUUCGAGUCUGAUAAAGUUAUUGUUCAAAUCCUGGAUUGAGUCAGAUGGUCUGAACAGGGCGAGUGAAAAACAAUCCGUCUCUUCUUGUAUGAGGUGCUGACAGUAACCAGUCGGAGUGUUCGGACACAAAUCAGCAAAAACCCUUGGAAAGAGCGGCCAAGCAUGAUGGUACCCGUCUCAUGUUAGCAAAUAAAUUCUUUGACCUUCAGGAAAAGCUGUCAAACUUCCCCUUAUUUAAACAGAUCAAUAAGACAGCAAAUAAUCACUGACUUGGCACAUGUUACUCUAGCAGGGAGAACUGUGAGCAAGGUCAGUGUGUCAAUCUGUGGAGCUAAUUGUUGAGGAAGCUGAAGCAGCUUGGGAUCAGGAGUCAGACAUUCACAAUUAGGAUUAUACACAGCGUCUCUGGCUAUGUUGUUUAUAUAAAAUAAUACUGUUUAGUGUUUAGGAUACAUUUAUAAAGGCUAUACUUAGAUGAACUGGGUGUGCUAGCCUCUUUUCUUCUCCCAGUCACCUCUAGACCUGCUUCUGCCUGUUUCCCGACUUCUCUUUCACUGUGGUGGUAACUGUUCGUCUCUCUUUCGACCUCCCUCCCUGUUUCCUCUCCCUGUAGUUUGACCAUAUUUUGAAAGCAUUUACUCAAAGCAAUGGAGUAGUCCUCCCUCUUUAUGGCAACAGUCAGGUGAGCCUCUGCCAGUCUCUCUCUCUCUCUCUUUCCUGCCUUUUUUUCCAUCUCUGCAUCCCUCUCCUCCUCAUGUGCUUUUGAAUAUUUCAACUCGCUUCCCCGGUCUGACCUUCUUCUUAAGUCAGGUGCACAUAUUCCUGUUUGUCACAUGGAGAAGAUCGCAUGGGACCAGCUUAAGUGCAAAUUCUCACAUCAGUGUUGUGUAUCUCUUUAAUCCCCUGUAUUAGAGUGCAUUGAUGGCUGAGAUAAAUGGAGGUUGCACGGUGAUUUUCUGAGUGUUGUCUGAUCUCCAUCAUUCGUUGAAGUUCAGUUUUGCAGGGCAGCGUGUUUGCCUUGAGUUGCACGAGUCUAUUGUUGCAUGGCUGUGAUAUAUGAGCAUCAUGUGGGCAUGCAUCUCGAAAAAGGGAAGAAAAAAAUCAAACUGUUUGUGUUUCAUCUUGUUUCCCAGCACCACUUUUCUUGUUGAAUUUCUUGUCUUGUCCGCCUGCACUCUCUUUCAAGUGUUUUGAAACCAUCAUUGAGUAUUUCUGAACGUCUAACACACAUUAACUGAUAAGGCUGAGAAAGCGCAGGCCUGUUAACAGCCGGUUUGUUUGUCAGACAUUCAAAUUCAUGCAAGCAUUUAUUCAACACAGUCACAUUGAUGCUUUAAUUCUGCAAGUGUUGCAGAGAGCCCCAUGAGCUCUCCAUCAGCUCUCAACAUAAGUAAUAGAGCUUGUACUCAAAGGCAGUAACAAGUGCCUCCAUCCUUCUUUUAUUUAGACAUUGUACUAUCAGUUAAAUUAUGAUAUUCAGAUGAUAACAUCGCCUUCACUUCACUCUGACACAAAUCUAUUUUAGUUUAACACAUCACUCUGGUCUCUUUAUGUUUGCUUUUCAUUGUAAUCGCUUCUUUUUGGCAUUAAACAAGUGUGUGUGCAUUUUCUGUGUGUGUGUGUCAUCUUAGACGUUUGCCGACAUGGAGGUCAUGGUGUCCUCAGAUACCCAGCCGCUGGAGGACCCAUCGGCUGAGCCUAGCCGCGACUCACCCGUGUCUAACUCUGCUAGCGCUAACACUGCUACUAACUCUGAGUCUGCCGGUCACAACACUGACCUGCAGGUGUGUGUCUCUCUGCUCAUACUUUUCUUGUGUCUUAGAUUUGUUAAUGACUCUUAAAAGUCUCCUGCUACAUUUAAACAAGUGUGUUUGUGUUGAAAACAGCAGUUCCUCAGCUGAAUAUGUGAAGUUUCAUCAUAGAAAUGAGAAACUUUGUCUUUUUCUUUUGGUCGUGUUCUCUUCCUGUAGGAGUAUCCUGAUACCAACGGCAGUGAGAGUUUGACAGAAGAAAACAGGUAGGUUUUGUUUUAUGUUAUUAUCAAAAUACACCUAAUGCACAGAAUACAGAUGAUAUAUAAAUGUCUGCUCACUUGGUAUCAGUAUGUUUGCCUAACUGAAAAUGCUGCUGUGGAUCUGCUAAAGUUCGCAGUGUGUUUAUAAAUAUGAAACAUUAAUUUAAGUGAAAGAUUCAUUCAAUAUUUGGAGUUGGGUAUGGCUGCAGCCUCCAUUUCAAGUCCCCCAAUCUCAUCCCUUUCUGUCUUAUGUCUUGGCUUGCACAGCAGUAAGUUAACAGAAGUCAAAAACAUGAAUUUGCGCAAUAUUUUCAAGAUGGAGCCACAGGUUUGAACUUUUAGCCACAUCUACAGUUUGCUUAUUUCUAAACAUGCAAUGACUCUACCAUUUAAACUUGCGUCAGUAUCUUACUUUUACGUAUGAUAGCAAUAUCUUUUCCUUACGCUAGGAGGCUCAUCUAUAGCAGUAAAGAUAAAAAGUGUGAGUAGUACACUGUAUCUUGUCACCCGGGGCAUGUAACAGUUUUUUUUUUUUUACACAUUGACGUACACCUAAAGGAAAAUAAUUAAAACAAACCGUCACUGCCUGUAACCAUAAAUUGCUCUUGGUAACAUUAGCAAACAUUUGCUAACAAACAUCAAGUUAAAUGCUUGAACAGCUUACGUUGGUAGAGUCAUACAACAUUAAAAGGUCUUUCUAUGAGGAUUGCUAGAAUACAAUAUAAUAAUGAAAACAGAACAGGUUUUUAGUAUUUCUGUAGUCUUUUACGAUUUUGUACAAUUAAUACGAUACGAUAUAGUGUAUGGUAUGGUAUCGUAUUGUAUUAAGCAUACAGACAUAUUUUUAAGUAUUUUAUUCAUUUGCAUGAUUGCAGAUACCAUUAAGCUCCAAAACACCAGGGUAUGAAAUAGACAUAGUGGUCUAGACUGCUGUCAUUUUGAAUAUCAGGAGCUUGGGGGUCAUGGCAUGUGGCACCAAGCCAGAGGGCUUAAGAUGGGAGGCGUCUGGCUGCAGCCGUACACUCUUAAAUAUUUGUGCACAACUUCAAAGAUAACCUUAAAAUGACAGGUGCCUUAAAGUCGGUUUAAAAGACAACAUUUUUCUGUCACAUUUCCUUCUAUCUAAUCAUCUGAAUACCAAUGCAACCGAGUAAAUCACAUAUUUACUGUGAAGAUUGAUUUCUAUUGUGUGUUUUCCUGCAGACCAUUGUCUUCCACAGAGAGCCUGCGGCAGCUCUCACAGCAGCUGAACGGCCUCGUCUCUGAGGUACGACUUAAAAACUGCCUCUGUCAUCCUGUCUCUUGCUGUUUUCCCUCUUCAUCACAAUCGCACACACUUCAACACACACACAUGCACACACAUUUUUUUGUCAGUCAGUGUAAUGCUUUUUACAGUGACACACUGCCACUGAUGUACACCCUCACUGGGGGCGUGUUGCGUCUAUUCCUGGCAGGAAUGCACUGGAAGCAUUUUCAAAUUUGCCAGUUGUUCCCAGUGGCCUCAAGCAUGCUGGCAGCAUCAACUGAUGCACCAAACCAGGCACCUGAUACAUUGUCUUUGAACUCUGUUUAUAAAAUCAACAUAAAAGUCAAUUUAUGAAGUGUGCUCUCUGAAACACAAUCUACACUGUCUUCUGAAUUACUAAGAAGGUUAACUAGAUGAGUAUUAUACGGGUAAUGUGAUGGCAGGCCUUAUAGAAAUGCAGUAAGCAUACUUUUAUGAAACUUUUGAAGACUUACUUUCAGGUGUUUUGCCUUAUUUACAUACGAAAGAAGAAAGGUGUAACAAAUGCUGACUAAACAAGUUGCCCAUCUGCUAUGCAUCCAGCAGAGUUCAAUUCCAAGCUCAUAAACGAUUUUUUUUAAUUUAUUUUUUUUAUCGUAACUCAGUCCUAGUUUUAUUUCUGCUUGUCUACAGAAAUAUGAAUCUAAAUGGUGUUAUAAGGUCUUCACUGCUGAAGGCUUUUGACUGCCCUCAAACUUGUGAUGAGUGCAGAUUUUUGUGUAGCAGGUGCAUUAAUGUUUGUGUGUCUGUGUCAUUGCAGACGUCUGCUGCGUAUGUGAAUGGAGAUGGUGUACCUUCUGUCAGUGAGAGAGAACUGGAGGUAAGAUGGUGAUUCAAAGAAAGCAUUAGUUUCCAAAUCUGAUCGCAAAGUUAGACGUCAUUCAACACCAAACUGCUUACAGUCAAUGACAACCACAUUGUCUUCACUUCUGUCUACUGACAGUAUAACUAGUUGUGUUUUCACACAUUGUUACAUUGGAUCCAUAUCCACAAUUUAAGACUGUUUUUUUUCCUUAAACAUUAAGUGCGACUAAGAAACUCUUGGGGACAUCAGUUAGCCCCAUUAAUCACUUUAAUAUCCGUCAUGUAUUUUAACUAUUAGCUUCACACAUUUUCGUGCCACUUGUAAAAGUUUUAUUAUUUGCCUCCAUGUUAAGGAUUCACAUUUGAAUUUUUUCUUCUCCUCCAACACAUUUUUUUGUUUAACUUUUGCCACUGCACUUUAUCCCUCUCUUCUUCUUCUUUUUCUUUUUUUUUUUAUUUGUUCUGUCCCUGAUGCAUGUGUUGCACGUAUUAGAGUCGGAACCAGGAGCUGGCAGCUGCCCUGGAGUCCAGCAACCUAACAAACUCUCAGCUCAAUACCAAGCUAGACCAGCUGGUAAGAAGCUGUGUUUGUAUGCGGAACUAUGUUAUUGUGUGUGUGUGUGUGUGUGUGUGUGUGUGUUUGUUUUGAGAUGUCCUUUUUCCACACAAUUACCACACCAGUGACACAUAUUAGUGCAUGCACUGUUUACGUUCUGCAUGUCAUUUUCGAUAACAACUGAAUUAAGUCAUGCAUGUCUUUUAUGCCAUUCAUCUUUCAUGUGAGCCGAGUAACAUACAUGUUAUAAUAAAUGCAUAAGGUACAAUGUGUGUAACUGCUCCAGAGCUGUAAUAAUGAGAUAGCAAUACACUAACAGCAUAAACUUAAGCCUCAAAGAAACACUAGUUUGUAACAAAUCCGGUUACAGAACAUGCUUCUUAAUCUAGUCUCUUCCACUGUCUAGUGUGCAGAUAUAGACUUAUAUUACGCUGCUGAGAUAAUGAAGGAAGUGUUGAUCUUUGCAAAACUUGAUAAUCUGUCUUCUCUGUCUGGUAGGCGCAGCAAUCUCAAGGGCUCACAGAUCAGCUACAAAAGGUAAAUUUGUUUUUCAUUCCAUCUGCUCAGCUGUCUGUUCAUUAUUGCCUCCUCUCUCCAAUCCACUGAAUUCUUCCAACCCAGUCAUGUUAUAAUCUCUGGUAUUUUUUCUUCCAGGAGCGAAAAGAAUUUGAACAGAGAUUUUCAAAAGAGCAGGGAGCCAUGCGGGAGCAACUACAGGUAACUCUCCCGACACAAACACAGUGAUUGAAGUUUGAAAUGGUGAGAUAAAAUGAUUUAAAAGCCUCAUGAUUGUAUCAGUGUCAGAGUUCUUAGUGUUAUCUGCCUCCCCUGAUUGAAUGAGGACUUACUGUUGAAUUAGUAAGAAUUAUUUAGCCUCGUGAAAAAAUGUGCUUACAAUGAUUCUGCCCUCUUAAAGGUGCACAUCCAGACCAUCGGUAUUCUGGUGUCAGAAAAAUCAGAGCUACAAACAGCACUACAAUACACACAACAUGCUGCACGGCAAAAAACAGGUGUGUAUGCUUUGAACAUUUUUUUGUUGUUGUUUUUCAUCUUGAUGUCGACCUCACCCCAACAGCUGUUGACGGCUUCUGUGUCUUUGUCUCCUUGUGUGUGUUUGUAGCUGAUGCAGAUGAGUUGAAUAACCGUCUGCAGGCGACAAAGCAGAGAGUGUCAGAGCUGGAGAGAACCCUCUCCUCUGUAUCAACGCAGCAGAAACAGUUUGAAAAGGUAAAAAAAUACAGAUACAAUGGCUUUUGUCAAUCCUGUCUGCACUUGAGGUGGUUUUGAAUAUUUCCCUGUUCUUCAGGAUAACCCAGGAAGCAUUGAAAACACAUGGUGUAGUCAGUCUGUUAUCAGGUUCUUCAAACUGUGUCAUAGCAGCAGAUUAAAAACUUAUAACCCUGAUGUAUAAUUUGCCCCCUCCCUAUGCUUUCAUGAUGAAGUAAAGCUAAGUUGUCUAGGAAACACACAGUUCAACCAACCAGCAGAGAGCAGAUGUAAACAAACUAGUAGCUCCCCGUUUUGGCUUAUGCACAAUUCAUAUAAACGACAAUUGCCUUUGUGUAAGUACAUUUCCCAAAGCUGCUCGCUUCAAAAUGACAGAACAGAGUUUUUAAAAAAUGAAUACCCACCUUGGAAGGUGUUUUUGGAAACUUUUUUAAAACUCCCUGUCGGUGUGGCUGUAAAGAAAAACAGAAAAGAACUCUUCAAAAAUAUCUACAUAUCUGACAAGGCUUCAGAUAAGAUGACCAAGAAACAGCAGGCAUGUUUUACAGAAAGACAGCUAUAAACAGAAGUAUGUACCUAUGGUCUUGGUUCAAUUAGUUUAUGAAAAAUGAUCCGAUUCUGCUUCUUUCUUUCUUCUCCAGCACAACAAAGAGUUUGAAAAGGAGAGAGACAGUCUGAGGCUAGAGGUGUUAAGACUAAAGUAAGUUAUUUCACUCUACCAUACACAAGUUGAUGUAUUUCAUAACAAUUCCACAGCAGAAGCCUCUGCAGCACUGCUUCGACACUGCUAAUGGCAUUCAGAGUCCAUCAAACUGGCACAAACGAGACACUUCCGUGUGUGUUUGCAGCAAUUUAGGCGAGGAGUCGAAGCAGCAGAGCUCGGAGCUGUCAGAGCAGUUAAAGCUGAGGACAGAGGAGAACGGAGCCAUGAGGCUGGAGCUGGAGGACCUUCGCAAAAGGCUCGAGUUAGGUGACCUCAUGUUACAACAGGUGUGUAAGGACACUCACCUCGAUCUUGGUGAAACGCUUGCAUGGCUGCAUGGAGGUCUGUUUGCAAAUAUGAAUCAACCGUGUUAUUCCCUUUAUUUUCCUCCCAGUACUCCAGUCAGUCAGAUCCUUCCAGUGCCAACCAGCAGGUCCAGUUAUUAUUGGAAGAGAAGCAGCAACUGGAGGCACACAGUCACCAGGUCUGUUUACAAAGAACUCUUUAAUAAAGUUACCUGCAUGUGUCAGAAUAGUUAGAAGCCGUGCUAAUGCUGUCAUGAUUUUUUUUUUAUUGUGAACAGUUAAACUACAAAUAUCUCAAACUGAUGACUCAGCAAAAGUCAAUUUAGCUUAAUUGUUGCUACAAAUAAUUCAUGAGAUGCUGUCAAUCUAUUAUACCGUUCUGCGUUAAAUUAGUUGAUGUUUAUUGAAAUAAGGGACUCCUGUAUGUGAAUCUCUAAUGAUCAAAUUGAGUUUUAAACCCCCUCUAUUUUCAUGUUUUUAAUGUUGUAGAUGAUGGAGUCGAUCGCCAAGCUGCAGACAGAGAGGGACGUCUAUGCCGAGCAGAUCCAGGAAGAGGGCCGUGUCUGGAAGGACAAAACAGAACAGCUGCUAACUCAGGUAGACUAACUUUACAAAGAGUACUUUGUUCUUUGUUGUCUUCUCAGAUUAAUAACAACUCACCACCGUUUUUUUUUUGUGUGUGUGUGUGUGUCAGGUGUCUCUGGUUGCAGAGGAGAGGGACAGAAACAUCAACCGAGUCCAGGAACUGGAGGCUAGUGUUGCAGAACUCAAAAACGCUGCUGGUAAGAGGUUCAUGCCGCCGUAAUCUAAUUUAUUGUCCUUUACCGGAUUUCCUGCCGCUCAUUCCUUUAAUGUGCCGGACACCUUUGGUUAAGAAGCUGUCAGACUGCCUGACCAAACUUCAGGGGGAAAGAGGCCUGUAGCGUUCAAAAAUUCUAGUUUUAAAUAUUUCUUAAAUAUCUGUCCAAACACUUGAAAGCUCUCGUGUGUUUUACUCUUAUUUCUCUAUAUUGGUGUAUUGUCAGAAGAUUUUACCUUGAUGUUAAAUAUUCACAUUGUUAAGAUUAGGGGUGUCCCAGUACAACUUUUUUACUUCCGAUACGAUGCCGAUAUCGUAGCCUUCAGUAUUGGCUGAUACCAAUAUUGAUCUGAUAUUGGCAAAAACUCGUGCAUGACAAGUUUUGCACUCAGCUGCAAUGUCUUUUUCGGACUAUAACGAAAAAUACUGCCACAUAGUCGACAUCACCCCUACUCCUUGCUACUUUGUUUGUACUGUAUGCUGCGCUGGAGUUACCGCAGAAGUCAGAUGUUGGUGCUGAAAAUGACGUCACAUCCGAGUUCCCAGCAUUUCAGUUACCAAGUCGGAAAAAAGUAGAAACAAGAUGGCUACAUCUACAAAAGUUAUUUUAGCACUUGCCUUAUAUUCGGACAAGGCAAGCGCUAAAGUAACUUUCGUAGAAGUAGCCAUCUUGUUUCUGCUUCUGAUUUUGAUUUUUUCCGACUUGGUAACUGAAACGCUUGUGUGACGUCAUUUUCACCUCGGACUUCUGACUUCCGAGGUAACUCGAAUGCAGCAUUAGUACACAAUGUUGUUGUGAUCAUGUGGGCGCUGCUAGCUAGAGCUGCCAGAGCUGAGUCUGGAAUGGACUGCUUGUAUCGGAGUGCUGAUAUCGGAGUUUUUUGAUGGAGGCCGAUACAAUCUGAUAUUUGUUUUUGGUCGAUAUCGGACAGAUAGCAGAUAUUCCAUAUCAAUAUCAUAUCGGAACAGCCCAAGUAAAGAUCUUGAAACCCUUUUUUGGCGUGGUUGUGUUAGUCUGAAAGCCUGAAGUAAAUGAUCCAUAGACGUCCAGAUAUGUGGCACAUACUGGUGACACAGUCAGCGACAUUGAUACAUUAAUGUCAUCUUACCUCUUGUCCUCCAGCGCUGUUGUCUCAGGAAAGACAGGUGCAGCAAGAAGCCCCGCCUCUGUCAUCAGGCCCCUCAGAGAACGAGGUGGCUCUACAGGAAGCCCUCAGUGCUCUACAACAGGAGAAAGAGGCUCUCACUGAACAGUACCAGGCACAGGUAUACAUUUUUGAACACUCCUGUCUUGAUUUUUAAUCGUGUAAAGCUCACCUGUAAGUUUGUAACCAGCGCCUGCGAUGUUUCCCCUCAGCUGCGAGAUAACCAGCAGCUGAGCCGGCUGUGCGCGGAGCAGGAAGCACGUCUUGGGGAGCUUGAACGGCAAGUGGAGGGCCAAGUGCAGGAGGCAGAAGACCGCCGGCGCAUGCUGGAGGAUGUUCAGUCAGACAAGGCUACGAUCAGCCGCGCUCUCACCCAGAACCGUACGCUGAAGGACCAGCUGGCUGAGCUCCAGAAUGGUUUCGUCAAACUGGUGAGGGCAGAAAUCUGGCAGUCUGACUCGCUAUCUUCUGGGAUGGGAGGCUGUUUUCUUUAAACUUGAUUGCCUGUUUUUUCUUUCUUCUGUAGACUAAUGAAAACAUGGAGCUGACCACUGCCAUACAGUCAGAGCAGCAUGUGAAGAAGGAGCUGGCUCGUAGAAUGGGUGAACUGCAAGAGAACCUGCACAACGCCAAGGAACAGGUAUGGUCUUGUGCUGGGGGUCAGCUGCAGAUCUUAUAUGCAGUCUCUAUUCUUUAACUUUUUACUGCAAGAUCUUAAAAUGCAAUUUUUUCUCCUGUAUAAUAGUAUAAUAACAUCCCGACAGAGAAGAACACAUAGCUGUUUUCUUUUCCACUUGGUUUUAAUUCUCCCUCUCCAUUCCCUCAGCUUGAACUGAAAUCCACGGAGAUCCAGGGUGUGAUGGAGCAGAGGGACCAGGUAGUGGCCCACCUGCAGCAGUACUGCGCUGGCUACCAGACCCUGGCCUCAGAGCGGGAGCAGCUCCACCACCAGUACCUACAGCAAGUCCAGCUCAUGGACCGGCUGCAGCACGAUGAAAGCCAGGGCCGCGUGCAACUGGAGAUCAGCCACAAUCAGCUCAAACAGGCGCAGGUGUGUCCAAGAUCGAUGAGAUGCUUUUAGAGUCAGUAUACUGGGCCGUUUGUUGGUACUUAAAGUGACCUUACACUCUAUCAUUUCAUUUAUCUCCUAAGCACAAACACUCUUACACUAUUUUUUAUCAUUCUUUAAAAAGGGCUCUCUGUCUCCCUCUACAGGAUCAUUUGGAGAUGUUAGUCAGAGACAAUGAGCAGCUGAAGGCCGAGGUGAAGGAGCUGCUCAACAGCUCAGCUCUGAGCCCUUCAUCCAGAGACCAAGGUAUGUUCUUCCAUUCCUUAUUUGUGAGUAGAUUUUCCAUCUAGUUAUGGUUUUAAUGGUUUGAUGCAAAAGGAGACCCUUAUAUUUUGAUCCUACUCUCAAAUUUCAUUUCUCAUUUUGGCACUUAGGUGAUGGAGUGGAAAGUCAAUCCUUACAAGAGAGCCCAAAGAGGUCUUCCUCCAUCGUUAUCCCCGAGGACUUUGAGAGCCAGAAGGAGAUGGUAAGGAGAUUGAGGAGUUAUGAUCAUCAAAAUGCUGCUUUGGUAAAAAUACAUGAGGAAUAAUUGGUAAUAGUUUAUUUACGUUUGCUUCAUACCUUUAUUUCAUUAAUAUUAUUCCACUGCAAUGCCAUUAUGAUAACCCUCCCUUUUUCAGGAGGAGUUUAUAAGAGGAGCCUUGGCUGAGCUGGAAGCAGAGAGGGAUGAGGCCAGGAGACAACUGGAGGAGGAGCACCGGCUGCACAUGGCGGCCCGACACCAGGCCGCCAUGGCCCUCAGCCAUGAGCACCAACACCAGAGCCACAAACCUGAUCAUGAACAUCAUCACAGUCAUGAGCACGACCACCUUCAGGACCAACACAGUCACUGUGAACACAGCCAUGAACAUUCAGGUGAGAGAGACCAGAUGAUUUCUUGAGUCAGUUUGUAAAGAAACCUACAAAACUUCUUCCUGAUGUUUUCUGCUGGUAAACAAAGUGUUCGCUGUCUUUCCUGCAGAUGGGGGAGUACCAGUAGAGGUUCAUCAAGCGCUGCAAGCUGCCAUGGAGAAGCUUCAGCAUCGUUUCACUUCCCUCAUGCAGGAGAAAGCUGACUUGAAAGAGAGGGUGGAGGAGCUAGAGCAUCGCUGCAUCCAGCUGUCUGGAGAGACUGACACUAUAGGUGGGAUAGAGGGAUGUUCUGUUGUGUGUGUCACUUUGUUUACACAUCCUUAUCGCUAAACUCAUUUGUGUUUCCGUGUCUCCAGGAGAGUAUAUCGCUCUGUACCAGAGUCAGCGAGCCAUCAUGAAGCAGAAACACCAAGAGAAGGAGCAGUACAUCAGCAUGCUGGCCCAGGACAAAGAGGAGAUGAAGGUAGUGUUAAAGGGAUAUUCUGGUGUAAAACUAAUUUAGGGUCAAACACACCAUAACACCGAGUUAGACACCCCCGAGAGAGAUGAAUGUUGCCGACAACUUGAUUCUCUAGUUAUACCAACUUUAGUAACGACCGCACGAUAGCAAAACACAGCAGUGUGAGGAGAUAGAAACAAACCUCAACCAAAACGCCACUCUAUAGCCACAAAUAAUGCUCAUAACAGCACCUAACUUCAUCAACAGGACAUAUAGGAUCCCAGCCAUAGUACUAGCCACCAAACAUCUUUUUAACUUUGCCUGAUUUCUUUAGCAAAGAGACUAAACACAACUCACCUACUCUCUUCCAGCAGCCGCUUGUUUGUACGGAGACCUCGGACUAGUCCAUCAUUGACUGCAGCGGGGUGAUGCAGCUCAAGGAAGAGCAUUUAAGAUCAUUACUUUAAGUAAUAGUCACCAUAUUAAUCAUUUUGCACUGCAGACGCGGUGGUUCUUCUGCCACAGCGUCUCGGUCUGAUUGCAUUUCCAUGAAGAAAUGAUUAUAAAUGUUCUUCCUCGAGCUGCAUCACCCCGCUGCAGUCUGUAAUGGACUGGCCUGAGGUCUCGCUACAAACAAGCGGCUGCUGGAAGAGAGUAGGUGAGUUGUGUUUAGUCUCUUUGUGAAAGAAAUAAGGCAAAGUUAGAUGUUUGGUGGCUAGUACUGUGGCUGUGUACUGUUGAUGAAGUUAGGUGCUGUUCUGAGCAUUAUUUGUGGCUAUAGAGUGGCUUUUUGGUUGAGGUUUGUGUAUGGCUCGUCAGCACGCCGUGUAUUGCUUUCAUGUGGUCAUUACUAAAGUUGGUAUAACUAGAGAAGCAAGCGGUCGGCAACAUUUAUGUCUCGAGGGGGUGUCUAACUCGGUGUUUCGGUGUGUUUGACCCUAAAUUAGUUUUACACCAGAAUACCCCUUUAAGUAACCUUUUUGCUGCCUCUAUACAUUUGUGCUGAUAUGUUUUUGUUCUCCUUUAACUUGUGUUUAUAUCAUAUUCAAGUCCUCCUCUUUGUUUUCUCUCCCACCCAAAAGGCAAAGCUCGCAGAGCUGCAGGAUCUGGUGAUGAGGCUGGUGGCUGAAAGGAACGACUGGUACAAUCGCUACACGGGAGUUGUGGCCGGUGCAGGCACACCGAACCCUGACCUGCUUCCAAUUGGGGAGGAUCAGACUCACGCAGAGCUCAAAGCACAGACACAUCCAGAGCUUGAUGCUGUCAGCGGAGCAGGUGGGCACAGCUGCGGUGAACUGGCUCCAUCAUAAGUUAUUCCCUGCAGCUCCAUAUUUCAGCAAAUUCCUUCUCUAUUUCUCUGCCUGCAGAAGCCAUGGAGGUCAUCCCCCUGUCAGAGCCCACCACAGGCCUCGACGCCCCCUCCUCCUCCUCCCAAGCACUUUCCACCGGGUCAGCCCAGCCAGACUCAAAACCCCUGGCACCCAAAGAAGAUGGUACGGCCCAGCAGAUCAUGCAGCUGCUCCAUGAGAUCCAGAACCCUCAGGGGGCGCAAAGAUCACCCCCCUUCCUCGGGGAGAACCCCUGCAUCCCUUUCUUCUACAAGCCUGACGAACAGGACGAAGUCAAGAUCCUGGUUGUGUGAGGUGUGCGUGAGUGUGUGACAGUGUGAGUGUUUGAACUUUUGGGGAAAAUGAAACAUCACAGUUUCUAUAGCUUAUUUAUCUCAGACACAAACACUGCAAGAACAUCGAUCCUUCUUCAAAACUGCUCACACAGAGGCGAGUAUUUCAUGGUAUUGUUUGUUUUUUUUUAUGUCCAUGAUGCUCUCCCCUGAAAAGACAUAAUCAGUAUUCCUCAGGCGAUCUGAUUAUUCUUCCUCCCACCACUCUCAACACCCACCCCUCUUCCUUUGUCUCCCAUCUUACACAGAAGUGCAAUAAAGGGGUCGCAGAUGCCGUCCCCUCGCUGAUACAGCACUUGUAAAGAGCUGUAAAAGAAUAUCCGCCUGUUUGCGUGCAACUUUAAUUUAUAGUUAAUCUCCAUUUUUACACAACUCACUGUACAAAUGCCAAAAAAAAAAAAAGGAGCGCAACAUUUGAAUGUAAUGACCUUACGUCUUUGUGAAAUUCAAGGAGGAGCGAUGAUGUCGAAAAGGUGCAAGCCUGGGUAGAGAUACAAGAGAGAAAUGUACGAGGAAGUCAGAAAAGAAAUGUCACACCAUUCUGGUGGUGAGUCCAGAGCUCGCAGGUUACAUGACGAGGUUUAGGGAGACGGAGGCGGGUGUUUCAGGUCGGUACUUUUCUCAGACCGCCUGUUGUCUGCAUUAUCAGUUUUUCUCCAAACACUGAAAAUGAGUCAUACUGUACAGUGCCGUGUUAAUGUUAAUAUAUGCGAGACUUUUGUGUUGUAAUGUUUUCAAUCAACCUGUCAGACUGAGAACAGUCAACACAGUUACAUUAGUCAUUAGAGAGAAAAGAUGCACUUUCAAGAUCCCAUGAAGAAGAAAUACAUUAAAAGUCAAGAUUAUUAAAGCGUUGUCUUCCUCAGAGUGUGAUAUGGAUGCGUAUUAGAGUUCAGGGGUGAGAGCUAACUUUAUGAUUCGACUUAAUCGUCUUAUCAUUAAUGUUACAGAUACCGUGGCACAGUGACAUGAGGAAGUUACAGCGUCUAUAAUCUCCUCCUCUCAUGAUUGAUCUCUUUUUAACGUUAAGUGUUCUGGUGGCCUCUUCACAAGCUUGUUCUCUAACUUCUAGUUCACGGGAUCUUUAAGUUUUCAAACGAAUCAACACUAUUAAUAAAAGCAGGUCUAUUUCUGUUAAGUUUGCAACAUGCUCCACAUAUCAAAGACGAAUCAGCGCACAUCCUCUACAACUGGACUGUGUGAAUGUGUCCGUGAUGUGUGAGAGCGGAAAUCCAAACCGUUCCUCUCUUCAGGCAAAAGUUGUAUCUGUUGUAAUUUUUUUAAGAGUUCUAUCAAACGAGUAUGAUUGCACUAAAACUGUACAAAGCUUCUUAUUCUGUCCUCUGAGGCCGGUUGGACAGAGAUGUUUUCUACCACAGAGCCUCUCAUUAACAUCUGUGGAGGAAAAGAGGAAUCCUAUGAAGCUGCUGUGCCGGGCUGAGGUUUCCAAUUAAAACAAAUGGAUUGGAAUUGUGUUGACGCGUGCGUGUGUGUGUGUGUGCAGUGUCGCACUUUAAGAAUGAAGAUGGAAGGCGUGUAAAUACGAGUAGACUUGAUGAGAUUUCUCUUUUCAUGAAGUUGUAAAUUCCCGAAAGUGAGGGACCAAUCAGAAUUUGAGAAAGUGGGCAACUCUUAAAACCUGGAGGAUAAAACUGGUCAUCUGUUUCAUUCAUGUUUAUUUUUUAAAACAUUCAUGUUCAUCUUCUUUGGGCAUUAAAACACGAUUGGUCUGAUCUUAGGCUUCAUCGCAGCUUUAAGAGAGAGAUGCUUAUAUUCAAAAAUACAAACUGAGACACCACGAUUUUAAAAUGCCUCGAUCUAAGGGUCUCAUUGCUUCUUUUUAAGGUAUUUCCCCUUCUUACCUGGAUGUAUUUGAGUUUUAAGUUCUGUUGUGUUGACUUUAUGGGAGAGGACACUUAAUUUCACUUAUUUAAUUGCACAUUUGAGAGAGGUCACUUAAAGCAACAGGACAGGAAGCGUGUGUGAAAAAUCUAAUAUAGAAACCAAAGUGCUUUUGGUGCCAUCCUUAAUUAAAAAAAAGAGAAAAAUCCUAGCUUCAAAGCAUUCUUACACUUAUUGGUUUAUCUUUGAAACAUGCCAUGAUAUGACUUUUCCUUUAUUUUGUUUUCAGGAGUAGUAAAACAAAGAGAAAAAUACAAAAUAAAGAUAUAAUUGUGCUGUUUUGGGGCUAACAAAUAUGGAUAAAUCUACUUCCAUGCUUUCUAAUCCACUGUUAAAUAUGUAAUGUGUGAUUUAAUAAAUAGCAACGAGAAAUCAUCGUCUUUACUGUAAAGGAGGUGGUGUAUAUACUGUAACUGUGUAACAUAUUGUAUAUUCAUUAUGCCUGGUGUGUGGGGGGAAAGCUGCUCUGCCAUGUUUUCUGGCAGUGAGAAGUGUGUGUAUGUCUGUCACUUCAGAGUCAGGGCGUUGGCGGUUACAGACUGGCUGUGAUUUAUUACAAAGAUUGACUAAAAAAAGAGAAAAUAUUCUAUUUAUUUGGAUAAGUUAGUAUCUCAACUAAUCAGUUUUAAUGUAAAAUAGAAGUGACUGUAGGAUGGAAAUGAAGGAUCUUUCAGAGGACUGAUUUGUUGGAGGGCUGCUUCUGACAGAAGCUUACUGAUUUGUUUUUUCUUCCUUAAUAUUUUCUCCCCUUCUCCUGAAUAAAGCUGAUCGAGCAACUUAAACAAACUGGGAUUUUAUUUAUUUGUGAUGGUGAUUCUCAAAAUGUUCUUAAGUGAUAUACACAUAAAUUUAUUUUAUAAGUAAAAAAAAAACAGAUGAAUCAUUAAACGGAAAUAAAUGUCAUAUCUACAUUUCUACCUUAAAAAUUCCAGAUAUUUUACUGUUAUAUAUGAAAACUAAAAAUUUUUUUAUCCCAUUACUUCUAGAAACCAUUUUUAUUCUGAUGACUCAUGUUUGUCCAAGUUUUAGUUUUUUUGAGACAUUUUCAGACAAAAUUUUUUGAAAACCUGAAAAUUCUUGGGAAUUUUCUGAAACUCAUUUUAAACGGAGGUGUGAAACAGCCAAAAAAGUAAAAUGAAAUAAGUUCUUUUGGAAAUCUGAAGAAUUUUUUCAUGAGGUUAGAGGUUAAAAAACCAAUAAAUUUUUUUGCCAAAAGUAAGUUUUUUGAUGAAAACUUUCUGGAGUUAAAUAUCUGUGAACCUUUUAAAAUAUUUUUAACUUAAAGCAUUAAAACAACUGCCCACCUUAGGCCAUUUUCAACCUUUGUUUUUUAUUUGUUUUUUUUGUGAACAUUCGGGAAUUUUUGGGAUAGCAUUUUUCUUAAAGUUUCAGAAAUUCUUAAAAUGAAUUCUGGAAAGUUUCAAAUGAUUUUAGAAGUUGUCAGUUUUGUGAAUAUUUGGACAUAAAAAAUUUUAGACACUAAAGUAAACUCUAAAGCUUCUACCUGGGAGUACUUUAUCAGUUUGUAUUUUAGAAAAGACAACUCUAGAGAAAAUAUACAGGUCCUGGACCUUUUUGCAUUAACA
Messenger RNA from Xyrichtys novacula (pearly razorfish), 20601 nucleotides. Lineage: Eukaryota; Metazoa; Chordata; Actinopteri; Labriformes; Labridae. The record is from the annotation of a GenBank genome assembly.